Amphibalanus amphitrite is the source of this 2866-nucleotide messenger RNA. Its product is annotated as advillin-like. The transcript has a single exon. Gene Ontology annotation, cellular component: cytoplasm; actin cytoskeleton. The record is from RefSeq and is a predicted model, not a curated record. The coding region runs from base 166 to 2613 and encodes 815 amino acids. Gene Ontology annotation, molecular function: actin filament binding; phosphatidylinositol-4,5-bisphosphate binding. Lineage: Eukaryota; Metazoa; Arthropoda; Thecostraca; Balanomorpha; Balanidae. Gene Ontology annotation, biological process: actin filament severing; cytoskeleton organization; actin polymerization or depolymerization.
GCGGUCCCGAGCGGCCAGUCGCGUGCCGCGGUAGCGAGAGCCGUCAGUUGCAGCGGAGCUGUGUGGCACGACGCAGCUAAGGUGACGCCCGGCGAGAUCGCGCCAGAGUUCACUCAGCCGCGACUGAGUUGUUUUGUGCGACGUCUGCACCGCCUUCGCACUGCGAUGGCAAACGUGGACCCGGCGUUCGCGUGUGUCAUUCCGGACACACCAGCGUUUUUAGUGUGGAGGGUGGAUGGAGAGGAGUUGGUUCCGGUCCCGGAGACGGAGCACGGCACCUUCUACCGCGGAGACGCCUAUCUGGUGUACUCCGCCUCUGAGCAGACCAUCUACGGAGGAGGGAGGGCGGUGAGAGGACCUCUCGCCGUGCAUAUCCACUUCUGGAUAGGAUCAAAGACCAAUGUCGAAGCAGCACGAGUGGCGGCUAGCAAAGCGGUGAAGCUGGACAGAUUUCUUGGAGGACGGCCCGUGCAGCACCGAGAAACUGAGCGCUUCGAGAGUCCACGCUUCCGCUCCUACUUUCGUUCUGCCUUGAGGUAUCUCGAGGGGAGCGCUUCUCAAUCGGAUGACUACAGUGCGAGGAUGUUCCUCAUUCGCGGAAAGAGGCGUCCUUUGAUCUACCAGUCUCCGGCGGUCGCCUGGGAGUAUCUGAACGACGGUGAUGCCUUCGUCAUCGUCACCGAACGCUUCGUGUUCGUUUGGUGCGGCCGCUCCGCCAACGGUCUCGAAAAGAUACAAGCGGUUCGGCUUGCUCAGGCUCUCCACUGUGGGCGAACGGUGGUCGUUGUUGCUAGUGGAGAAGAGGAUCGCAUUCCCGCCGCUGCCAAAGAGGUCUUCACGUCGCUGCUUCCACUAUCAAAGCGCGCAGUUCGCUCGGCUGAUGCUGACAGCGAGGAACGUCACUGGCCCGAUCGACGUCGUCCCGCUUCCGAGGUCGCCCUCUUUGUGGUUUCCGUCGAGGGAGACGAAGUCCGACCGCAGCUGGUGAAGACCGGAGAUCUCUCCCAGGGUGACCUUGUGCCAGAUGAUGUCUUCAUCGUCGACGUCGGCUAUGUCGUCUGGCUGUGGGUGGGGCGUCGUGCGCAACAAGAGGAACGAGCCGAGGGAGUCCGCUUUGCCGAGGAGUACAUGAAGCAAACCGGUCGUGCUCUGAACGUCCCACUCUGUCGGGUGGUGGAUGGAGGAGAACCGGCUGAAUUUCGGAGCCUCUUUGGCGUCUGGGUAGACUCUGAUGAAGCAGAGGAGGCAGCCGCUGCUGUACCAGCUCUGGGUCGAGUCGCCAAGACGGUUGCGGCCAAGUUUGACGCGGCAAUGUUGCACAACAACACCGCUCUGGCCGUGGAGACUCAACUGGUCGAUGACGGCAGCGGCCAGAAGAACGUUUGGCGUGUUCAGAAUGGCGAGGUAGUACCGCUAGACGAGAAUCGCCAUGGGGUCUUCCGGGCAAGUGACUGCUACGUCAUCCAGUACUGCUACCGUGUCGCAGGAAAGGAUCGUUUCCUGGUGUACUGCUGGCUCGGAGCAUGCAGCAACGCUGCAGAUCAAGAAGCUGCUGCGGUUCGAGCCAUCGAGCUAGACGGAAAACUCCGCGGGCGAGCGGUUCAGGCGCGUAUCGUUCAGGGCGAAGAGCCUCCUCAGUUCUUCGCCAUCUUAGGUGGAAAGAUCAUCAUCUACUCUGGGGAAGAGCCUGACGGAGACGCGGAACGGCUGCUGCUUCACGUUCGCAGUAAUCGUCGCCACGCCACCCGUGCUCUGGAAGUGGCCUGUCGCGCUUCGUCCCUCAACUCCAACGACGCGUUUGUUCUUCGCGACGGAGGACGCGUGUUUGUCUGGUGCGGGAAAAACUCUGUGUGUGAAGAGCGCGACGCAGCACGUAGCAUCGCCUUCGACUUCUGUAAGGACAGCGAGCCUCUGAUCAUUGAAGAAGGCGCUGAGCCGUCUGCAUUCUGGGAUGCAAUCAGCGGUCAUGAGGAGUUCGAUACCACACCAAGAGCGACCCACCAGGUCCGCAUGCCGGCGCGUCUGUUUCACUGCUCCGACGCAUCCGGAAAGCUGACGGUGGAAGAGGUGGCUGACUUUGACCAGUCAGACCUCUGUGAGGACGACGUCAUGCUUCUGGACGCCUGGGACGCCGUGUUCGUCUGGGUCUCAGUGCGUGCCAACCGCGCUGAACGCCGCCGCAGCGAGAGGGCUGCCCUGGAGUACCUCAGCCGCGACCCGGCAGGACGCGGGGAGAACAUCCCCGUCUAUCGAGUGCACCAGCAGGCGGAACCUCCCAUCUUCACGGGGUUCUUCCCUCACUGGGACCCCGAUUUCUGGGCGGCGCAGCCGAGCUGGCCGGUGGUGAAGCAGACAGUUACUUCGCCAACGGCCUCAGCCAAUGGGAGUGAUGAGAGCGAUAGCUGCACCACCCAGCGGCCAGAAAACACACCAGUGUUUCCCCUGGAGGCGCUGCAGUCGCGCCGGCCUCCCGAAGGUGUUGAUCCAUCACGCAGAGAGGACUUCCUCUCCGAUUCAGAUUUCUCAGCGGUCUUCGGCAUGACCAGAGAGGAGUUUCAGCGCCUGCCGCAGUGGAAGAAAAUGCAGAAGAAGAGGAAGGCUUCACUGUUCUAAAUUUGCGGUGGUGUAUUCUUUGGGAUGAGCUGUGCGAUGUAGCGAGAACACACGAGAGGGGUGAAAAUAUUGUUUUGAAAGUGCCCACCUGCUUUGUUGGAGUGCACUCAGAGGGAGAGAGAGAGAAUAACUCUUCACUCCUGUGUCUUGUUUGAUCUGGUGAUCAGCUGUGCUUUGUGCCAUAUUUUGCAUAUGCUACCGAAAAUCUAAAAAAAAGGCUAUUUGCAUAAUAAAUGAAGCUUGUGAGUUGUGA